Messenger RNA from Fusarium verticillioides 7600, 1770 nucleotides. RefSeq lists its product as hypothetical. Bases 384 to 1046 code for a protein of 220 amino acids. The transcript has 2 exons. The record is from RefSeq and is a predicted model, not a curated record. NCBI's taxonomy places the organism in Eukaryota, Fungi, Ascomycota, Sordariomycetes, Hypocreales, Nectriaceae.
CCGCGCCGAUAAUCGUCCUCAAGCUCCGGGGCCUACAGCGCCAACUCCAACGCCCGCAACCGCUGAAGCUCACUGCAGUAUUUCCGUUUCCGCCCCUAGUGACACUCGCCCGAUUGAUGCACGCCCACAUCGAGCCUCGAGAGAUAGAGGGCAGGCAAACCAAACCAAUCCCUCCCCUACCUUAGCCAAAGAAAAGGAAGCCCGUCGCCUUCACGCAAAAGACAAGUCAAGACUUCAAAAUUUCGUACUCGCCACGUGUGGUUGCUAGUGUCCUUCUCCGAGCCGUUGAUUUGACCUUCAAUCGGAUAGUCCAGGUGUUGAAGGGUUUAAAAGCUCGCCAUUUUAGGCCUUGGUGGACUACGAAUUGACCACCCAUUGUGAUCAUGUUACAAUCCCCGUCAUCUUCCGCCCCAGCUACAGUAGCUGUAGUCGAGGGGGUCGACAAGACAAGAAGAUUGCGCCGAAAGAGAAAGGCAGAGACACAAGACAAUGAGCGUCUUUCUAAACGCUUGAGUCUCCUUAAUCUAGAACGGAGCGGGAACAAGUUAUACGUCCCUGUCGAACAGCCAACAACAGCUUCAAUUUCUUCUGCUGCUCCAGUUCCUACCCCUUCCAAUGUUGUUUCCAUUCCAGUUCCCGAUGAGGCCAUGCAAUUAGACGAUUCCAAACAUAAAGUAUACAUCUACAACAUGGAUGAUGAGCUCUCCUCCGAUAGCGAAAGCGAUGACCCGGGCAAGCUUGUCUUCUUACCAGAUAUCGAAAAGCAUCUGCGCGCGAAUCGCAUCCCCCCAUCGGUAUUAGCCAACAGCGAGGGAGAACUAGCCGGCAUGCAGGUGGUGCUGUAUAGUGACCCCAAGUCAUUGACGGUGCCAGAGGACAAAGAUAGUGUGCGCAAGGCCAUCAUUGAGUCGAGGAAUCGCACAAGAGAGCUACAGCGGCUAGAAAGGGAGGGUAAAACGGAGGCCCCAACGAUACAAGACGCCACGUUGAAUACUGGGAUUGCCACGAGUACAGAUGAUGACCCAGACGCGAUGGAAUUGGACUAGAAGAAGGGAGCCAUCCGUAUAUGACGCCCGAUACACACACUUAUAUAUACCCAGGGCGACUGGAGUUGGUUUACUGCGAAUUGGAAAAGAGAGCCUGGCGCUUGAACGCCGGCAUUUGCUUGUAUUUCUAUGCUAGCUACAUUCAUUGAUUGACCUUCAAUUUCAUGCUUUCUCACAUGGCCGCCCAGCGACUUCUGAACCGUUACAUGGUUCAAGAAUCAAUCAUCCAUGCAUAUAUGCCUCUUGACCGAACCCUUCCAGCGCCUAACAUCGUUUAUCGGGGAGGCGGAGGUCCUGUUGGAGGGGCAUAAUAGUCUGCCGGUCCAUCGGCCUGUCUCUGCUGUCCCUGCGCCGGGUCGAUCUUUGAGGCAUUCGGGGGCUCUUCGUACAUGGGAGGUCGUGAUGGGUCGUAGACUGGUGGAGGAGGCAUGUUAUGCAUGGGAUAUCCGCCAGGCUGGGCGUAGUUUCCAGGAGGAGCGUAGUAGUAUCCGUUAGGAGGAUAUGCGUAACGGGGAUCGACCUGAGCCAUCAUGCGCCUACUAACAAAACACUGCGGAGGGUUAGAAUUGGUGUUUUGGGUGUGUAUCACAGGUGCGACUUACUCUAUGAUAUGCUAGUGGUCGUAAACCCUUUUGGAUUCUCUUCUUUGCAUGCCAGUAUCCUCCGACGAUCCAGAGUGUAAAAAGAAGUACGAUCACGGCGAGGAUGGUCCAUUUGACGAUAU